AUGGGGAAGAGCGAGGCUACGCCGACGGCGACGAAGGGGGAAGGGGAGAAGGUGAUGGUGCUGACGAUGCUCGAGGUGGAUCCCGCCACCGAGGACCCUGACCUCCUCGACGCCAUCAGGAAGAAGAACAGUGCUGCCCUGACCUCCAUUCUUGAUCCCCGUGGCGACCUCUCCGCCAAAGACAGUUCAAAUGCAGCUGCUGCUGUUUGGUAUUUCGUCAUGAAUGGCCACCACAUAACUGGCAAUUUGAACCUGCUGACGGACCUCACGCCUGUGUGUGACCGUUGGGUCCGUUCUCUCAUUGGAACAGGGCCGCCCAUGCAAGUCUGCGCACGGGGAUCUGUGAACUGCAAUGGGAUCAAGCUCGAUGACGUAUGGUAUGUUCCCGGGGUCACGGUGAACAUGGUGGCGGGUGCCCCUUUUAGCAAUCAGGAAAUUUCACUCACUCUGGAUCGCAGUGCCUUUUCUCUUAAGCGCCCUGAUGGCACAGUAGUCGGCAAAGGAUGUGUUAAAGGCAAUCUGUAUGAAGUAGACUUUCUCGACAUCAGUAGUACAACAGCUCCCUGGUACAUUGUCUCGAAUGCUGCUGAACACAUGACCGGCAACCUGCACCUCCUGAGCAACUUCACCCCCACCCAGCCAGGCCGCCCAGUCCGGACGCACACCGGUGGGAUGCUGCAGGUGCGCGGGAAGGGGUCUCUGAGCUCCACCCAGCUCUCCAUUCCCAGCGUCAGCUACGUCCCAGGGCUCACGGAGAACAUCAUCUCAGUGACCCAGCUCACCGACAGCGGCUUCAGUGUCGCGUUCAGUCCCCAUGGCUGCAACAUCACAAGGAACCGCGAUGGGAAGACGGUCGGCUCCGCAUACCAUGCCGGUGGCCAGCUCUACCGACUCGACUACCUCAGGGUUGCUGACAACAAGUAG
This is a messenger RNA of Triticum turgidum subsp. durum (durum wheat), 924 nucleotides long. NCBI's taxonomy places the organism in Eukaryota, Viridiplantae, Streptophyta, Magnoliopsida, Poales, Poaceae. The record is from the annotation of a GenBank genome assembly.